AUGGGAUUCCAGUUAAUUGUAGCCUCUUGCUUCUGCACGACCCACAGUUCGAGCAAAGUGGAGGCGCGCAAAAAGCUGGCCCUCAGCACCACGGCGUACAUGGCAACACUGGGCUGCAGCACAGGUCCCAGCCUCGAGACCCCGCUCUUCUCACCGGCGUCUACUCUGACCCUGCAGGAGUCGACAAAGGCCAACGACAGCUUGCUGAUGGGAUCUACGGCCGGAGCAACAACAACACAUGGUCUCGCUGGAGGCGGAAACCAUGGCAACACGGCCAGUCUCACGGCAGGAUUGGGGGUCGACGUGGGCAUGGCGGGUGUUUUGGUCGGUGGCACGGGCAGAUACAGCAGCAUGGGCGGACUGUUGCAGCGCGCCUCACUGGAGGUCGGCUCGGCCGGCGCUAAUUUAGUGGGAGGAAGCGUUGCCACAGCAACUCCGUCGAGUCUAGCCCAAGUGCCGUCUCGUGGUACAACACCUACUCGUCUGGGACGGCAGUCGGAUCUCGGCCUCUACGGCGUCUCUGGUGGUGCGGGCACUUUGGGUGAGUGGCAUCAGCCAGUUAGUUUGGCGACUUUGCAUAUAUGUAGAUAUAAUUUUCUAAAUAAUUAA
This is a messenger RNA of Protopolystoma xenopodis, 609 nucleotides long. The record is from the annotation of a GenBank genome assembly. NCBI's taxonomy places the organism in Eukaryota, Metazoa, Platyhelminthes, Monogenea, Polystomatidea, Polystomatidae.